GGAGUGGCCGCCUCCCGUGAGCGCCGGCGACAGCUGCAAGGCUGGCUGACCUUGCUCCGCCGUCGGAUCCCCGCAUCUCCGCCAUGGCGACCAGGCUGCUGCUCCUCCGGCUCUUCCCGCGAGCUGUGCGGGCCACGGCGCCCGCCUCCAUCCGAGCCAUGAGCGCCGGGGGUGCGUACAGGCCGACGAGGGGCGGCGGCGGGGCUGAGCGCGUUCUGCUGGGCUUGCGAGAGCGCGCUCCGGGGGAGCGAGGGGCUGCUUUUGCCUGGCGCUCGCAGACCUCGGCAAGGUGACCUCAACUCAAACCAAAGCGCGGCACCCCCCGCCCCGUCCAGGAGGCGCCUCCUCGGGGUUAUGAGGUCGGGCUGGGCGCUCGAGGGCCCGUCCCCCCGGGCGCUCCUGCCUGCUUUUCCGCCAAGAAACCAAAGCCCACCCCCCGGACGUGUGGCAGGCGAGAGCCGCCCCUGGCCCAAGGCCCCCUUGCGUCCCUCUUCUUGGAGGGAAUCACGUGCCCUGUGGGGAAGACACGUGGAACAGCCCCCCAUAGAUGGCCUUUGAAGUGAGGCAGGCAAUGGUCUGUUUGCAGAGCUGCACGUGAGAUUUGGGGGGAGGGAGUCACCAUUGGCGACCAGCGGGCUAAUGAUUAAUAAUUAUGAUCUAAACUUGACAAUUGCCCAAAGCAAAAGGGUUGUUUGUUUGUUUUCUGCUGAGGCUCUGUUGUAACUCUCGUUUGACCUGUGGGUGGAAGCCAAAGGUUACGAAAUGGCCCCUUCUCACCACAGUUCUGCCACCCAGCCCCCUUCCUUGGUUAACUCUGCUGGUGUCUAGGGGAUAUGGAGUAAUUUAGGAGUAUGCUUUCCUACCACCCCACUUAGGUAAAGGGACCCCUGACCGUUAGGUCCAGUCGUGGCCGACUCUGGGGUUGCGGCGCUCAUCUCGCUUUACUGGCCGAGGGAGCCGGCGUACAGCUUCCGGGUCAUGUGGCCAGCAUGACUAAGCUGCUUCUGGCAAACCAGAGCAGCACAUGGAAAUGGCGUUUACCUUCCCGCCGGAGCGGUACCUAUUUAUCUACUUGCACUUCAUGCUUUCGAACUGCUAGGUUAGCAGGAGCAGGGACUGAGCAACGAGAGCUCACCCCGUCGGAGGGAUUCGAAUUUUCAACCUUCUGGUUGGCAAGUCCUAUGCUCUGUGGUUUAACCCACAGCACCACCCGUGUCCCACCACCCCACUUACCAAAUUGCAAACAUCAUGUCCCUGAACAGAGCCUGAAGGCAAUAGCCCAGUAACUGGGAUUCAAUGGAAUACUUUCUCUGAUGUAACUAGUGAUGGAAAUAUGCUCCCUUUUCUGCACUGUUUCUACCUCUACAACAUCCUUUUUGAGCUACAGCUAAAGCUGUACACAACAUUCUAAAUGUGGCAACACCAUAGAUCACAGAAUCAAAAUUAUAGAGUUCGAAGGGACAACGUAGUCCAACCUGCUGCAAUGCAGCAAACCUUUGCCCAAGGUGGGGCUCAAACCAACAACCCUGAGAUUAAGAAUUGCGUUCUCUACCGACUAAGCUAUAAUGUAUUGUGUAAGGACAUUGUGGUACUCUCAGUUUUCAUUUCAGUCCAUUUCUUUAUCAUCUGAAGCUGUCUUAUUCACUGCAACGUACUGAUAAUUUCAUUGAGCUCUCUGCCAUGACCCCCAGGUUCCUAAUUAGACCCUGCUACAGUGGUGCCUCGCAAGAUGAAAAGAAUCCGUUCCGCGAGUCUCUUUGUCUUGCGGGUUUUUUCGUCUUGCGAAGCAAGCCCAUUAGAGGUUUAGCGGCUUAGCGCUACAGUAUUAGCGGCUUAGCCGGCUUAAAGAUCAGCUGAUAAGCGGCUUAACGAUCAGCUGAUAAGCGGCUUAGCAUCAGCUGUUAAGCCAGCUGAUAAGCGGCUUAGCAUCAGCUGUUAAGCGGCUUAAAGAUCAGCUGAUAAGCGGCUUAGCAUCAGCUUUUAAGCGGCUUAAAGAUCAGCUUAUAAGCGGCUUAGCAUCAGCUGUUAAGCGGCUUAAAGAUCAGCUGAUAAGCGGCUUAUCCAUCAGCUGAUAAGCGGUUUAGCGGCUUGGGAAAAAGGGGGAGGGGAAAAACCCCGCAGGAACUCGCAAGACAUUUUCGUCUUGCGAAGCAAGCACAUAGGAAAUUCGUUUUGCGAAGCACCUCCAAAACGGAAAACCCUUUCGUCUAGCGGGUUUUUCAUCUUGCGAGGCAUUCGUCUUGCGGGGCACCACUGUAUAUCCCAUCUGAUCAGUGUACUUAGCAGGGGUGGUGGUAAAGAAUAUGUAGUGCAUCCUAAAAUAUCACCUUCAAACCAGUAUGAUUUAGAAGUGCUUAAUUUUAUUGGGAUUGUUUCAUUCUCCACUUCUUCCUGGGGUUCAUUUAGUUGGUUCAACAUUUAAUAUUAAAUUGCUACAUCCUCCAAGGGCCCAUGAAGCUCAGAUUUUGGAAAUUAAAACAAAUUUUCAAUUUGCCUGAAGCGAAAACAGAAAAGACUGGGAAAUACACAGGACAGCUGAGUUUGGUGGCACCUUCAAGAGAAGUGGUAUACCCAGUAGGUGGGAAUGUGCAUGGAUUUCUCUUUUCACACUCUUUUUCAUUAAUAUCUCAGUACACCUCGUCAAACCAUAAUGCAGGUGCCCUAAAGUGGGGAUUCUGUAAAACAGGAAUAGACAACAUGGUGCCUUCCAGUUGUUUUCAACUACAACUACCAUAAUCCCUUAUCAUUGGCAAUGCCGCCUGGGGCUGUUGGGAAUUAUAGUCCAAAGUAUCUGGAGGGCAUCAAGUUGGCUGUCCUUGAUUUAAUGUGUGAGUUACAGGGUUUUUAAAGACUUUUUUUUUCAGCCAGUACCUGCUCAGCAGUUAAGGAUAGAUAUAUCUAAGCAUGCAAAUAGGUGUGUAAAAGAAGAGUUGGAAACUAUGACAGCAGCAGACUCCAGUUUGGUGCUAGAUUUUUUCCUACAGCAGUUAUUAAGAGGAAGAGGCACUGAUGGCAGGGAUUUUGCUCAUAUAGAAUCCCCUCACACAUGGCCUGUUAGUUACCCAGAGGUGGGGGCAUGCCUAGUGAUUGGAUAGGUUGGCUCAGAGUGGCUGGGAGCCUGAUCAUCCAUGUACACCUCAGGCCAUUCCUCCACUGCUCUGGAUGGCUGGGUGAGAUAUGCAGGCUCCUCUGGGUGCCAGGAUGGAGAAAUCAGAUUGCUGCAGCCCUGAGGGCCCCCCUCCCCAGGCGGCUGGCAGCGCUAUUAGAAGUGUGAGUAGAGCACCCAGCAGGACUCAGAGGAACAGAACACAGGGAGAGGGCAAGAGUGGAAUGGAGGCAGAAGGAAAAGAGGCAGAAGUCAGGAAAAUGGACUAAUGGAGAUGGUGGGGAGGCAGGGCAGAGCAGACUCAACCCCAAUGUCUGUGGAGGAAGUCACUGGCUGAGUGCAAAAGCCAAUGAAAAGCAACCGUUUUGAGUUUCUGGUCCACGGUCUCUCCCAAUACAGCUCCUUGCCAAAAGCGCAAGGGACAGGGGAGGCAGCAGACUGAUGUGUCUCCUUGCUAAGGACACAAGGGAGCCUAGUUAUGCCUCUGCCCAAAGGUACAGUGGUACCUCUGGUUGUGGACACAAUCCGUUCGGGGGUACCAUUCGCGCCCCGAAAAGUCCGCAACCAGAGCAGCGCUUCUGCGCAUAUGCGAACUGUGCAGAAUGCUUCUGCGUGUGUGGCGAAACUUCCAGGUUUGCUGUGUUCUUAACCUGAAAAAAUGCAACAUGAAGCAUUCACAAGAAGAGGUAUGACUGUAGUUGUUAUCAUCAAUGCCAACAAAGCAGAAUGUAGAAUGACACAUAGAGAGAAUCUCAAUCAGUGCAUAAAGAGAGAUGGCAAUUACAAAAGAAAGAGCUAGCUGCAUUUGCUAUGAAGGCCUGAGAUUUGCGUACUUAAGCCCAAGUUGACCCUACACUUAACAGUUGAUUUAAAUGGGUUUAAGUUUGCAUAUCAGUGCAUAGUGUCAGAUAGGCAAUCAAAUCUGGGGGUUUUCAUUGUUCUUUUCAGGUAUCCCUACGGAUGAAGAGCAAGCUACUGGGCUUGAACUGAAAAGUAUGCAAGCCUUGAAGAGAGGGGAAGUAAGUUUAAAGCAAUUGAAGAGUUUCACUGAAAUAUGAUUUUGUUUGGUUUCACACUCUUGACUAAUAACUAUCACUAUCAGUGGAAGAUUUUAAAAAGAAAUUUAACCUCCAACCCAACACAUCUCCCAUUGCUUUUGUUGACUACACCAUUGGCUGUGGUCUCAUCAUGCACUGUGACUUAGAGGUCUCAAGUCUUUACGGGCCCUGUAGAUUUUUCUCAGCAUCACUUAAUUUACACAUCAAGCUGAAUUUAAAAGCAAUGAAAUUCAUGCGGAUGAACCAAGGUUGGAGUGGAAUACAGCCUUAAACUCUUACUUCAGUCACCCAAGAUUUAUAACUUUUUUGUUCUUCCACUGUAUUCUAGUUCUUUAAAAAUCAACCCUUGGUCAUUCAGUAAAGGAACUAACACAUUUUUUCUUUAUAAAGGAUCCAUACAACGUCUUGAAGCCCAAGAAAUAUCCAGGAACCAGAGAAGAGCCUCAUAUUGUUCCAUCAAUUGGGGACAAGAGACUAGUGGGUUGUAUCUGUAGGUAUCAGAAUUCAUUUGACUUCAGUACAUACUGUCUUCCUGAUUCUCAUAUUGCAUAGUCUUGUAAAACCUAUUAAGCACCAGACAUUUCAGGUGCAAUCCCGUCCCACCAUGGUGAAGCAAUCGUCCUUUGAUUCAAACAGUAGAGCCUUUCCCCUUCAACACAUCCCUCAGUGCAUGCAUGCACUCAAAGUGGGAUAAUUAUAGAGGCAGCAUGCUCAGACUUCCCAUUCCCUUUCCUGGGCUGCCUGUGUGCAUGCACAAGGGGAAGAAUCCACUGAACCCAAGGGGAGCUGAGGAGGGUAAGAGUGGGUGUAAGUAUUCCAUCCAUAUCUUAUAAAUUACCUACAGCAAAAUUUCUGUGGUCAUCGUGUUGAUUUUUAACAGUGGUUUCUCGCUGAGUUGGGUGUGCUUUAAGAAAUUUUAAAAAUACUGUAAAGGCAUACUUAUUGACCCUGUUACAAAUGAAGCGGCAUGUAAAAUAUGCACAGCCUGAGUCUUUGGUAGAAGAUGCAUACUAUAUUAAGAUACAAACGUGGCAUUUUCUAUGAUUCUUGCUUUGAAACACCAAGGAGCUAUUGGCUCUUUCCCAGGUUGUUUUCACUCUCUGGCCUUGUUUUCUUGUCUGACACUAACAGUCAGCAGGGUGACAAGUUAAACAUUUCCUGCCAAUUCUCCCCCACAUUCAUGCAUUUGGGAGUCUCUUUCCCAGAGUCCCUGUGUAGUUAUGUCCUACAAUGAUAACUACACAAAAGAUGCAGCAACAUGCAAAACUACUUCCCACUGAUCUGGUAGGAAAGAUGCCAUAACCAACUUCAAAAAUAGACCAGCUUCAAAGCCUGCUGUUCCACUAUUCUAGGGAACCAAAACUGUUGUCAAAUGUAACUGGUCCUUCUCUAAAGUCCUUCAAGCUUUCUAAAAUGUGGGUUCUUAAUUAACAGAUAAUGGAAUUUUUUCUUUCUUUCUGCAGGUGAGGAAGAUAACUCCACUAUUAUUUGGUUCUGGGUACACAAAGGAGACAGCCACCGUUGCCCUCAGUGUGGGUCUUACUACAAGCUAACUCAUUAUGAACUCCCCCACUGAGAACUGGUACCAAGAAAAGGUGUUUUUUCUUUCUUUCUUUCAUUGUAGACUUAAAUAAAUCUGCCUGCCUUUAGCUGCAUCAACCUUAGUUACCUUAUUGCACCUGCAUCUAAAAGCUGAGACAGAAAUACCAUACAAGAGCUCUGUACAGUAUCCCUUUUUUGGGAUCAAAGCAGCCAAAGUAGGUCUGGUUUGGAUUAUGGCUGCAGCUGUGCUGUUUUUUCUAUUUUUAAAAUCACUCUCACCCUCCUAUAGCUGCUAUUUACCCCAUUAGGGGAAACAUACAAGUGCCUAUAUGCUGGUGGAUGAGGUACAAUUAGGACCUUGAUAGCAAUGCAUGCACCCGCAUUGCUCAUAAUCUCCUACCACCUCAAGUGUAAUAACAGCAUAUGUGUGUGUGUGUGUGUGUGUGUGUGUGCGCGCGCACACACACACACACACACAUGCCUGCCUUCAUUCUUAAAACUCCUGCUGACACACAAAAUAUUCCUUCAAAAAGCUCAUCAUUUUCACAGGAACUACUUCAACAAGUUAUUUGUGAACUACAAAAAUGGAGAUGAUCCAAACUGCAACCAACAGAAUGGUAGAAGAACCUAGCUUCACAUGGCACGCUUGGUCAAAGUAACAGAUGUCUAGGCUGAGCAUUAUUACAAUGUAACACAUGGUUAUGGAACAAACAUCUGCAAGGGAAGUAGUGAUAUGUUGGGAACUUAGUAGGAAGGAAAGACAGCUUACUUAACAAGGUAUAUGCAAGGAAGAACCCAUUCAUUGUAACGAGUAACUUGGGUUACUGCUUUCCCCACUUCCAUUAUAACAGGGGUUGGCAAGGCUUACCGGCCACGGGCCGGAUCACUCCUGUAGAGAUUGCCGUGGGCCAGACCGGCACAGUGUAAUGCUGGAAAUCACAUCUGCGCGUGUCCGUGGCACCAGAAAUCACUUCUGCGCAUGCCCAGACGCCAAAAAUCGCACCUGCGCAGAAGCGCUUUUCAGCGUCUGGGCAUGUGCAGAAGUGAUUUCCAGUAUCUGCACGUGUGCAGACAUGAUUUCCGGCGAUGCUCGGACACUCCCUGCACAGAGCGCAGGGGACUCGCUGAGCGGGUGGCUCGGGGGCCAGUCAAAUGGUCUUCAUGAUCUGCAUCCGGCCCAUGGGCCACACUUGCCAACCCCUGUAUUAUAACAUACAAAGUACUGAACAUAUGCGUAAGCAUGGUCCAUGUGUAUCUGAUCCUUUGCUAAAUCAUGUCCUAUCAUUUCAGCGUAUCAAUAUAAAUUGACAGUAUUGCAUUGACAGUAUCCCUGCUUCACUCUUAUGUGACAUUGCCAGAUGGACUUCAGUCAUGCAGACUACAGAGCCUACAUGGGUCUUGUCAAUUAUGCAGACGCAGUCCAGCCAGAACUAGGAGUUAAGGCUGAACCUCAUAUGAACCUCAAAAUAAUUAUCACAGAGAUGUGUGCUAAGUGACACACUGCUAUGCUAACUCCUGCACAGAAUCAAAUUUGUUGAAAGAAUGAAACACCUACAUGCACACUUGUACAUAAUUCAUUCAAGAAUUUUUUUAUUUGAUGCUUGAAUUGUUUCACUGCAAUUUAUAAAUCUAAAAAAAAAUAAAUAUUUCACAGCUGAAAGUCACAUACUAUCCAUUAACAUGUAAACAUUCAGGAACUUAAGCUAGCCCCCACCCCCUCAAUCCUCAUGUUUAAUUUAAUAUCAUCAAGAGAUGUCUUACUGAAAUCCAAAAAGUCUUUUAAAAAGAGAGCAUUUAACAAUUAUCUGAAAAAGUGUAAACUGAACCAGAACUGCAAAACUGCUCUUUCAACAUUUGUGAAUGGGAACAAAAGGAUAAAAUUCUCAGCUCUACUGAAGGUAAAAGGCAAAAAGUGGAGCUGAAGCCAGGCAUUCCUUGAUUAUUCUAAUUACCAACAGUUGCCAAGGAUUGAAUUCCAAGAUUAAAUAAUGGGUUCCAUUCAUAAUUUUAACAACUGAUAGUUGUUUCAUGCUGCCAUGAGAUUAUCAGACAAAUUAUCUUUCACAUUGUCUUGAUCUCUUUUUUUUAUGUUAACAGGAGCCAUAUUUGUUCCGGUAUGAAAGGGUUGACAUAAAAUUUAUGGCUCCUCAUUAGAUUUUUACAAAAAGACAAGAGAUGCAUAUCUCUUAAUUUAUCAGCUCAAAUGUUAACGCCUUUUGGGUGUGUGUCUCUUUUUAUAAAAUAAGCCCCAAUUCAGUUACAAGCAAUAGAUACUCUACUGCUAUUGGAGCACAGGUAUUUUAUUACAAAAAAAAUAUAUUUACAAAAUGAAAAACCUAAUGUGACUGUUGCAGUGAUGGGGGGGGGGGGAGUAAGCACACCUUUCACACACACAGCAAGUCAUUUUGCAAUAUGUGAAGUACUAAAAUUUAGUUAGUGAAACCAUUGCUUUUAUUCCAAAGUUGAAUUUUUAUUAAGAUGGCAAAAUGUGGCUCCAGCAUUCAUAUCAAGACAGUUUAUUAGUGUAAGGAUUUUUGGCUGCCAUUAGAGGAUCCGAUCACUGAACAUGUUUACAAGCAUUUCUUAUAAUAGCUCCGCUGCCAGGCUUUUCACCUUAUGUGACACUGCAAGAUAGAUGCAAAAUUAGUUCAAUGUUCCCACGUUAAAGAGUUGCUGUGUUCUUAGCUUCUGCAAGUUAUACUAAAUUGAAACCUUCAUUGUGAUCAAUAGCCUGGAUCAGCUUAGAUCUGAGUAUUUCUUUAUCUGUAUAUUUUGGAAGAUCAAGAAGAUUAAAACAUGUAUGAGACACGGGGAGAUACUCAUCACCACCUCCAGUCGGCUGAAUGACAAGACUAAGGCUCUUCAUCCCAAGAAUAGGAAUACGAUCACUGCCUGUCAAAAAUACUACCAAGAAAAUAUAAAUAAGUAAGAAGCCUGGGUACAAAGGCCAAAAACUUAGUGCUGUGCUAUAAUUUUCAUUUUACUUUUUAGACUGAUAUAGCCCAAAUCAAAAAUUCUGAAAAUGUAAGGCAGUUAUAGCCAUAUGAAAUUGUUUCUAGUUCAUUGUUUUUGCUUAAAAUUAUUGUAAACAAAUUUUAUAGUUUAGAGAACUUAUUUAUUAUAUUUGUUCAUUGCUUCACCCAGAGGUUCUUUGGGGGGGGAAAUAUAACUAAAAAGAGAAAAUCCAUAUAACACCGUCGAGUCCAACCCUAAAAAACAAGUGUGGUGUGAAGUGAUUUAAUUAAGUUAACAGUUUCUCUUGGCUAAAUAAAUAAUUAUUUGCUUGGAAACAGGUGUGCAAGGUUUUCAACCUUUAAUGAAUCAUAUCAAAUCAAGCAGAGCAGCUGCAUGGGUGCUUUCAACUGGUAUGAUGUGUUUCACCAGAAACAGCUGCAGUUAAUCUAUUCAUAUAUGUGCCUGUAUGCAUGUUAGGGUGUUCACACAUUCAAAACUCAGGGUGGAAUCCAGACUUAAGUUAAUUUAGGUCCUACUGAAAUCAAUGAAGUGAGCCAAACCAUGAUGCAUGUUGUGCUUCAUUCCCAUUGAAACCAGCCAAAAAAAGUCUGGAUCCAACAGAUAGUAUUUGAAACAUAAGUGAAUAAGCAACUUGCAGACCUGAUCCUAGUAGUUGUUGUUUAUUUCUGUUUAAAAUAUUCAUUUUUUUAAAAAAGUGAAAAUGCAAAUUCUCCCUUGGACAGAAUCCAAAGUCAACUUAGCAUUUUAACCAUUCAAAAAACCAAACCCAACACUAACACUUGGGCUUAGCAUGACAUGUAAACCAGGUCUACACUGGUUUAGCAUUACAGUUCCAAGUUUGAAUGUAGGUUGUUUAAAACCAUAGGUAGAUACUUCCAAUAGCCGGCUAUGCUGAAGCCCGAGGCUCACUGCUGCUUAGCAUAUAGUGCUAAAUUAUGACUUAGUGUUACAUGAAAAAUAAGCCAGUGGUAACAAUUGCCCUAGAGUUCCUAUUUAGAUUUCUUAUUUUCUUACACAGUUUUGUAUACUUACAUAAAAACUGUUUCUUCUUCUCCAGUGGUAACUCAUGAAAAACUUCCCAGAACAUUUUAAUUGUUGGAUUCUCUGCCCAAUAUUCUCCUUUAUAUUGAGUAUUCUAAGAACAACAAAUCAAAAUCACAAUAUAUCCCCCUCAAAUUUACAAAUAAAAUGCUGUAUAUUGAACAAACAAAAAUACCUAUGCGUAAACGUAUUUAUAGAAUUUUAUGUAUUUUAGUGUUUUUCUACAUAAUACAGAAAAGCUCUAUUUUGGACAAUCGCUUAAUUAUACAGGAUUCUUUAGUGUUCAGUUGUUGCUAAUGUCUGGACUAGUAACAUACCUUCUCUAGUUCUUUCCAAUCAUAGUUUGUAUUCCCAAUCACCAUUGCUUGCAGUUCAUUGGGCUGGAAGAGCUGCAGAACUUUACCUCCACACACCUUGUGAAAGCCUGCAUGGAAUGCGUCAUAGAGAGGAGCCACAGAUUUAUUGAAGAUGUAGUCCACGUAGGCAUUCACAAACUCUUGCCUAAAGAUCAAAUGAGAAGAAAAGGCACCAUGUUUUCAGAAGAUGAGAAUGUUCAACCACAAUUCCACUAGCAAUGAACAGCAACCAUUUUAACACUGUCAACAAUUAUCUUCAGAUCUCCUAGUUAAGAACUAUAACAUGAAUGUCACACUGAAUCUAGCAUACAAGGCAAAGAGGGGAGGCAUGAGAAAGGAACAGGCAAGUUUGACACUAAUUUCUGACUUCUUAAGCUAUGGUUUAUGAAGCCAGGAAAGAUAAUUCAAAUGCUGCCAAUGUCUUGGUGGCUGCAGUAGGGAACCACCAAGAAGAGCAGCGGAAGGAGGGCAAAACUCAUUUCUUAAAAUAUUUUGCCUGUUUAUCACCACCACCACAACAAAGAAAGAAAGAGAAAGAGAAAGAAAUUUCUUUUGCAAGAUUACAGGUUUGGAAUAAAUAUCUCAGAAGUUGGGUGUAACUCCCCACCACACCCACACCCCUUAUAGUUCAAUUCUGAGUUAAGAACCUGCAUGAAAUGAAAAAAAGUAUUUCUCCCUGAUAAAAUUAAGCAAAGGCAAACUAUUCUGUCAACCUACCAUGCUGAAACUUACCUAUUUUGUUUGACAACAGGAAUAUCAGUACCAUUAGGAAUUAGCUCCUUAACUUCUGUGGUACCAAAAUUUUCAACAGUGAUCUAUUUAGAACAUGAGAGUGUAUUUUACUUUUUGUUGCAGAAUAGAAUCUAUAAUUCAAUACAGGAAAGCGAAGCAUGCUAUACAAAGUCUAGCAUUUUAACAGGAAAAGAGAGACUUGAUUACAUAUUAUUACUCAAUACACUGGCAUUAAAAAGGUGGCAAUGGAUGAUCUCACACUUACUGUAAAGUUGAGGCAGAAGGUAUCCUCUAUAUCAUCUUCUGGGUAGUCCAAUAAUUGCUGCAUACUCCUGAGAAUAAAAUGUCUCUCAUCGCAAGUUGUAACAGCACAAUUUAUUCAGAAACUUACAGAACUGAAAUGGUUUUAUAGUCUUCCACAGAAAUUUACAGUUUAGAUUAGCAAAAAUCUAGCAGCUAUGAGAAGUCAAUAUCUGUUCAAGUUUUUUUUGCCCUGGAAGGAUUUCAAUCCUAAAAAACCUACAUUUGUUUCAAGUGUGUCAACUAGAAAUAAAGACACUCUAAAUCUUGUAUCUCAUCUCCUUAACAAGGUAUUGAAUUAUUUCUUUGCACUGUGAAAGAAGUUAUGAUGCACAGAAAUGUUAAUCUACUUACUGUACUUUCAGUUGUAAUGUGCUCACCUGCCAACAUCAGGCAUUAGCUCUUUGAGGUCAUCCAGGGAAGGUUUCUUGUUCAGGAGCUUCUUAUAUAAAGCCAAGGGGAAGUGAAGCUCUACAAUAGUAAAAUUAUAUAUUGCUAGCCCACAGACAACACCAAUCAGAUGAAACAAGUCACUGUCUUCAAAGGUCUGUAAAUAUGAAAAAAACUGAAAUUAAACUUUUAAAAGCUUACAAAAACAUGCACAUUGCUUUAGAGGCCAUGCUUGCAUUCAACUGCUGCUAGACUUCAAGUGGAAUCACAACAAUUUUGCAAGCUAGUACACUGUUAUUAUUCAUGUAUAUAUUUGAGGUUGGGAUCUAUAGGGUUAAAAACUCAUCAAGCCAUUUUUUCAAGGGUUACAGAAAAGGGUGUUUAAUUGCUUUGUAUUUGGUUUUGCAAUCCCCUCUAGUGUAGCGAGGCAACAACUCAAGUGGCAAGCAACCAGAGUUUUGAGGGUUGGCAUUCUAGAGAGAGAUGUCCUAAUGAUGGUUAUCUAUGAUCUGGUGACAUCCUGUAUUAAUGCACUGUCCUUGGUGCUGCCUUUGAAGCAACUAGGAAACUUCAGCUAGUACGAAAUACAAUGCCUAGGUUACUAACAGAGACCAAUUGAAUGCAAUAUAUCUCACUCAACAGAAAACUGCACUAGCUGCAUCUCUGGCACAGUUUAAGGUGCUGAUUCUUGCCUUUAGAACUUUAAUCAGCUUAGGAGGACUGCUUUGUUCUGCAAGAAGCUACAGCUCAAGUUCUAAGAUCAUCCUUGAAGUCCUUUCUCUGAGACACCUUGGUGAAGCCAAUUACGACAAAGGAAAAGGGUCUUUUCUGUUGUGGCACAUCUGGUGUAGAAUAUUUUCGUGGGAACGCUUUUUAUCAUACUACAUUUGGAUUUUUUAUUACACUACAUGUGUUAAAAAUGCUAGGGUGUCUGUUUUGUCACCAACAAGAGUUUUGUGAAUGGCCACUGUUAAAAACGUAAUUGUGACUGA
This is a messenger RNA of Podarcis lilfordi (Lilford's wall lizard), 12493 nucleotides long. The record is from the annotation of a GenBank genome assembly. Lineage: Eukaryota; Metazoa; Chordata; Lepidosauria; Squamata; Lacertidae.